AAUGUCUAACAUUUAAAAAAUGAAUUAUCUCCAUCCAUGGUGUUCCUUCUUCCCUUCCCCAGCAUUGUUUUUUCUUGGACAGUUCCUCGCUCUCCCACCAGCAGACACACAAAUGACUAGCAUCAUGGGUAGCCCUGAGAACUGUCUCGAGAUCUGCCCAGAAAAUUCCUUCUGUGUGAAUGCCACCCACUGUACCUGCCAGUCUGGGUUCAAGUCCCUCAAGGAGGCGCUCUACUUCCUUGGCAACAGUGAAGUCUGCGAUGACGUGAAUGAGUGCGUAGCACCUGAUCCAGUGAAAUGUGGUCCCGAUAAGCAGUGCAUCAACUUCCCUGGUGGAUUCAAUUGCACAUGUAACCCUGGAUUCACGGCUGAGCCAGGCAAGGAGAACUUCACAAAUACCAGUGGCACCGUGUGUCAGGACAUAGACGAGUGUGUGACACUGGGGCAUGACGCGUGUGGACCCAAUGCCACCUGCAUCAACAUCCCCGGGCGCUACAACUGUGUCUGUGCUGUGGGGUACCAGGCUGAUCCCGGCAAGGAGAACUUCAUGGGGUCCAACAACAACACCUGCCAGGAUAUUGACAAACGCAAGAGGCACCCUUGCGACCCCCGGGCCACCUGCAACAAUACACUGGGGAACUACAGCUACUUCUGCCCCCCCGACUCUGUCCUCAUCUCCGCCAGGGACCCCAGUGCUUCUCACAGGACUGUGUGCAAAAAUUUCUCCUGCUCCUCCCUGGAACAGAUCCUCUGCCCCAAGGGCUGGGAUACCCCCUGUGAGCACAAGGCCAAGGUGGAAAACAUAUGUGGUGCCCUGCGCAGCUGGCUGGAUGCCCAGAAGGCCAAGGAGAUCCUGAAGGACUUCCUGCUGCUGCUGGAGCAUGGCCUGGCCUCCCAGGCCCCCAUGGAGCAGAAGUACUGGCAUGUCACGAUCCUGCUGGCAGUAGCUGAGGACCUGAUGCGGCUACUGGGCCCUGUCUUGGGCCCCAGCACCACCCUCAAUACCAGUGCCUCGGACAUUAAUGAGUGUGUAACACUUGGCCAUGACGUUUGUGGACACAGUGCUAUUUGCCACAAUGUCGCUAGAACGUACCUCUGCAGCUGUGUCCAAGGACUCACGUCUGAUCCUGGGAGAGAGAACUUCACAGGGGCUAGAUGGAACACCUGCCGGGAAGUCCCCACCACUAACUGCAGUACCGCGUUUGAGGCCGUCACAGAGAUGUGCAGGAAUUUCUCUCUACAGGAAGCAGACCGCUCUUUCAGUUCCCUUCUGAACAUCUCAGCCCGACCCGGCUGCAGCGAGGACAAGGUGACAUUGGCCGUGACACUCCUGCUACAGAAAAUGGAACUGGCUGCUCUGGCCACUGCGUUGAGGUCCCCAGAGGUGACACAGACCAUAGAGAUGGAGUCCAUGGCUCUGGAGACACGCCGCAUCACAGGGACCUGCAGCCAGGACAGUGAGAUCUUUGUGCUGAGAGCCCAGGAGCAGGCAAUGGAAGUUCACUGCAGCAUAGUCAGCAAUGCCGCUUCCCAAGGUUCUGGGGCUGCUGUUUUUAUCUCUUACUCCACCCUUGACUCCAUCAUGAACAGUCCCAUCUUCCAGAAAACUUUUGUACCACCUGGCCAGGCCCUGAGGAAAGCACAGCUGCUGUCCCGGGUGGUGAGUGGGGUCAUUGGACCUCGGAAACCCAAUCUCCAGCUCUUGAGACCUGUGAAAAUCACCCUGCUCCACACACAGCCAAAGGCUGAGGCCGAAGAGGCUUUCUGCGUGCACUGGAAACUCAUUGCUGGAAAAGGUGUCUGGGCUCGGGAUGGCUGCUUCACCCUCCACAUCAACAGCACUCACACAGCCUGCAGCUGCAGCCACCUCUCUACCUUUGCCCUACUCAUGGCUCCUGUCCCUGUGGAGGACAGUGACGCCCUGAGUGUGCUCACCUACGUGGGGCUGAGCAUCUCCCUGCUGUGCCUCCUCCUGGCCAUCCUCACCUUCCUCCUGUGCCGCUCGCUGUGGAACGUCAGCACCGCCAUCCACCUGCAGCUCUGCCUCUGCCUCUUCCUCGCUGAUCUGCUCUUCCUCACAACCGUUACCUACACCAAAAACCGGACCGCAUGUGCUGUCAUCGCUGGCUUCCUCCACUACCUCUUCCUGGCUGCCUUCACCUGGAUGUUCCUGGAGGGGCUGCACCUCGUCCUCACCGUCAGGAACCUGAAGGUUGUAAACUACACCAGUGCCAGCCAGUUCAAGAAGCAAUACAUGUACCCCUUUGGCUAUGGGCUCCCAGCUCUGGUCGUGGCCAUUUCAGCAGCAGCCAACCCAGGUGGCUACAGAACAGAGCAUCACUGCUGGCUCAGCCUGGACAGAGGCUUUGUCUGGAGUUUCCUGGGGCCUGUCUGCCUUAUUAUCCUGAUAAAUCUAACCUGUUUCAUCCUGACGCUGUGGAUCCUAAGGAGCCACCUCUCCUGCCUCAACACAGAUGUGUCCACCCUGCGAGACCACAGGCUGCUGACUUUCAAAGCCAUCGCCCAGCUCUUCAUCCUGGGCUGCACAUGGAGCCUGGGUCUUUUCCAAGUUGGAGCAGCUGGCAGAGUUAUGGCAUAUUUAUUCACCAUCAUCAACAGUCUGCAGGGAGCCUUCAUCUUCCUGGUGCACUGCGUCCUCAAUCGCCAGGUGAGAGAGGAGUACCGGCGAUGGAUGAAGGGACGCCAGACAUCUGCCUCCAAGUCUCAGACAUCUAGUCUUGAAAUGCCCACCAUCCCCCCCAGCACCAAGUUGGUAACUGGAGCUGUGCUGGGUGCCAGCACCAGCCUCUAAGUCUGCUGCCUCCCAUCCACUCUCGUUAUGGCUCUGAGAUGCUUUGUGCCUCACUAGCCUAGUCCAGCUUUGUUGCCAUUUGGAGCCUUGCAUGUGUCCCCCUCCCGUCAUGACCAGCAGAGCAGUGUGUAACUUUCCCAGGGGACUCGACCCUGUCACGUGCCUUCCUUUCAAGGAAUGAAGAAGGUGGAGGAGGAGUGGCUCCUCUUGUGCCUGAAGAGGCUCCCUGCUCACGCCCGGCGUCUGGCAGUGCAUGGAAGAGGAAGCUGCCGAGUUCAGUGCCGAGAGCUGAUUGAUCCCUGCUGCCCUCUGGCCUCUCUGUGGAGGAGGUGGGCGGGGGAAAGGGAAUGGGCUCUAAAAUGCCUCAUCCUGCUGAGCCCCAUUUGAAAAGCCUCAAUGCCCACAGCAGAGUCUGCUUCUUCCUGUAGUUGCCUGUUGAGGGAAGAGCCAGCCCCUGCGCCAGUCCCUGCAGACAUCGGCCAUGAGAUGACCUGCGCAGCCAUCCCCAUGGAGGCCUUUGCUUCCAGCCAUGGCCUUCCUCACACAUAGCCAUGUGAAUUGCUGAACUGGUUCAGACUGCUGAAGCAUUCCCAAGCUUAGCAGUAGCAAUGCGGUACCAUGUGCCUGGCUUAGCAGUAGCAAUGCAAUACUGUGCUCAGUAACACUUCAAGGAGACCAGGUGCAGCCCCAGCCAUCACAAGUUGCCCUGCUCUGACCAAAAGAAGAGGGGAGAUGCCAUCCCACAUUACAUGAAGCCCCCAAGGAGAUAAGUGUUGCCCAGCACAAAGGGUUACCGACUAGGCAAACAAAACACGUGGCUCUUUGUAUAAGCAUGGAUGUCUUGUUGCCAGGCCUGGUACUUGUCCUCACAGCUGUUUUCGACCAGACCCAGGUUAUUUUCCUUCCCCUGCCUUGGAACAGUAUAUUCAAGGUCUCUGCCUGCUCCACUAAACCUCCACCUCAUUACGGGUGCUCAAAGUUGUCUCCCUGGUGGUCCGGCCCCAUCCCACUAGGUCUCCCACUGUUCCUGAGAGAUCCUGUAACAGGCCCUAAGGUUGGAGAGUGAAGUACCUGUGGCUUACUGAUAAGGCGGCAAACCUUGGUGUCAGUGAAAGGAGAUUGAAUAUCCCCUAAAUCCUCCCCAGCAGCAGGGACUUAGAAACCCACAAAACAGCAGGUCUGCAGCAAUGCAAGACUUAAACAGCCAAUAACUGUGGCAGUGUCCCUAAGGUCCAGAAGAUCCUGCACUGUGUUUCUGAGCUCAGUCGCAUCAAUCUGGAAUAACUGCACACUCCAGCGGAGCUCCUCCAGAUCGGUACCUAUGUGACCAAGAGCCUGUUCCCUUAUACCAGCUUCUUUCUGUCCUACUUGUAAAUGCCUGCACAUGGCACCCCUCAUGCUUUCCUGACCUAUAACUGGCAAAAUCAUGAAAUCAGUGCAAAAACAAUGCUAGGAAAAAUAAAUGGCAGAGUCUUUUUC
This is a messenger RNA of Alligator mississippiensis (American alligator), 4291 nucleotides long. RefSeq names its product adhesion G protein-coupled receptor E3. Gene Ontology annotation, cellular component: membrane. Bases 20 to 2812 code for a protein of 930 amino acids. Gene Ontology annotation, biological process: cell surface receptor signaling pathway; adenylate cyclase-activating G protein-coupled receptor signaling pathway. The transcript has 20 exons. NCBI's taxonomy places the organism in Eukaryota, Metazoa, Chordata, Crocodylia, Alligatoridae. The record is from RefSeq and is a predicted model, not a curated record. Gene Ontology annotation, molecular function: calcium ion binding; G protein-coupled receptor activity.